Messenger RNA from Drosophila sechellia, 1188 nucleotides. RefSeq lists its product as uncharacterized. Gene Ontology annotation, biological process: septate junction assembly. The coding region runs from base 273 to 800 and encodes 175 amino acids. The transcript is spliced from 5 exons. Gene Ontology annotation, cellular component: plasma membrane. The record is from RefSeq and is a predicted model, not a curated record. Lineage: Eukaryota; Metazoa; Arthropoda; Insecta; Diptera; Drosophilidae.
CAACAGUUGUCGUUGGCGUGUCGUCGGUUUCAGAGGUUUUUUGAAAGACGGUUUUUUAAAACCCGAUUCCCGCUCUGAGUCGCAGUUUAAACUGAACUACUGAAACUAUUCAACGCGCGUGAAAGAAUUCAUUGAUUUAUCUGUGUAUUUAGUGUGAGAUAUAACCUAACAGCUAACCCGAAUCAUUUGGCUGCACUUGUGUACCGCACCUAUCUGCAACUCAACGAAAAUUUGAAAAAUGUCGAGAACGUAUCCAAAUCAGACUCUGCAAAAUGAGCUACUUGCGAUCGAUAGAAAUCUCACGCGUCGAAAUGUCGCCGUCUGACGAUAAUUCCUUUGCCACAACUCAUGGAAACAAAAAGGCCACCUACACGGUGAUAUGCAUCAAGAUUGUGGAACUGUGCCUGCUUAUAUGCUGUUUGGGUCUAAUCGACGAGCCGGCCACCAAUUCUCAUCUGCGGGUGUUCAUCACUCCCCGAGUAGCUUCCCUUUGCUAUGUGACCUUUGGAGCAUUGACCAUCUACACGGCGAUCUAUCUGAUAAUGGCGCUCUUCGGUGAUUUGACUCCAUGGCGUACGGCUACCUUGUGGAAUCUAGUGGGCUUUGUGCUGUUCGUGGCCGUAACCGCUCUGCUCUUCCGGGAUUGGUCCACCACCAAGGAUCGAAACUACUGGCACCCGAAUAUGCAUCGUUUGGAUCUCGUGAUGGCUUCCGCCUCGAUUGCCUUGGUUACCUCGCUGGUCUUUUUGCUGGACAUACUCAUCACCCUGCGUUUUGGUGUCCACGGCGAUCUGGAAUGACAUGGUCGACCCCGUGAAGUUUGGCGGGAAAGAGGUAUCCAUUCGAUUCUCGCCUAGCGUGGACUGUAAUAUUUAUAGCUCCAUCUUAGAAGUAAGAGCCCCGUUCACAUCCCCGUCUCCCAAGCUAAUUGUAAUCCCACAAGAAAACAAAUUGCCAUCAUCGAAUCGAAAAUGUACAAAAUCGACGUCCGAGGAGGUUUAAAGUUCUUAAUCGGCUGCCCUGUUUAGUUUUUUUAUAAGCUUAAUACAUCGAGCAUCACGAAUGUUAUAUCUAAUUCAAUUAAUAAAUAAGAUUCAACGCAAAUAAAUUUUGUACGAGCGAAUAAAAUCCCAAAUCAAUAUUUUUUCUAUUGAAACUGUCCAAAUAAAAAUGUCGUGUUUAAAUGUA